This is a messenger RNA of Pangasianodon hypophthalmus (striped catfish), 6832 nucleotides long. RefSeq names its product gamma-aminobutyric acid type A receptor subunit alpha1 (gene gabra1). The transcript is spliced from 10 exons. Lineage: Eukaryota; Metazoa; Chordata; Actinopteri; Siluriformes; Pangasiidae. Gene Ontology annotation, cellular component: GABA-A receptor complex; postsynapse; synapse. The coding region runs from base 506 to 1873 and encodes 455 amino acids. Gene Ontology annotation, molecular function: GABA-A receptor activity; transmitter-gated monoatomic ion channel activity involved in regulation of postsynaptic membrane potential; benzodiazepine receptor activity. The record is from RefSeq and is a predicted model, not a curated record. Gene Ontology annotation, biological process: nervous system process; gamma-aminobutyric acid signaling pathway; signal transduction.
CACAGACACGCACACACACAUACACACACACACACACACACACGGGCGCACGCACGCACGCACGCGCGCUCACGCACACACACGCACGCAGCAGCAGCAGCAGCAGCAGCAGUGCUCCGCGCUGUCCCGGUGGAGUGGAGCUUCACUGAGCAGCGACACCGCGGCGCUUUUCCCCCGCAGCUACACCGCGAUCCUGCGGGGCGAAGAGAGAGAGAGAGAGAGAGAGAGAGAGAGAGAGAGAGUUUCAUCACCGCGCAGACCUUCAUCACCGUCAUCUCUUUAUCAUCAGCAUCCUCUUCAGCCUCCUUCUCUUCAUCAUCAUCAGCAGCAACAAGAGCAACAGCAGAAGCGCCUUCUUCUCCUUCUUCUCCUUCUUCUUCUCCUCCUUCUCCUGGUGCCUCGAUGUAAAAAAAACUGCAGCUGAGAUUUUUUGGAGCUUUUUUUCCAUCACUGCAGAAGAGAACUGGUUUCAGCUGCGUGCUUGAAGACUCGUUCUACAGGAAGGAUGUGGGCUCGACUGGGAGCGGCGUGGAUCUGGGCCUGGUUACUGGCGGUCAACGUUCUGGGCAAAAGCUCGAAUCAGAACGGAUCAGACGAGCAGAAGGACAACACCACCGUCUUCACCCGCAUCCUGGACAGUCUGCUGGACGGCUACGAUAACCGCCUCAGGCCGGGACUCGGAGAGCGCGUGACCGAGGUGAAGACCGACAUCUUCGUGACGAGCAUCGGCCCCGUCUCCGAUCACGACAUGGAAUACACCAUAGACGUGUUCUUCAGACAGAGCUGGAAGGACGAGCGUUUGAAGUUUAAAGGUCCGAUGGCCGUGCUGCGCCUCAACAACCUGAUGGCCAGUAAGAUCUGGACCCCCGAUACGUUCUUCCACAACGGCAAGAAAUCCGUAGCACACAACAUGACCAUGCCCAAUAAACUGCUGCGCAUCACAGAGGAGGGAACGCUGCUCUACACCAUGAGGUUGACGGUGAGAGCUGAGUGCCCGAUGCACUUGGAGGAUUUCCCCAUGGAUGCUCACGCCUGUCCGCUUAAAUUCGGCAGCUAUGCCUACACGCGGGCCGAGGUGGUGUACGUGUGGACGAGAGGAGCGGCUCAGUCAGUGGUGGUGGCUGAAGACGGAUCGCGACUGAAUCAGUACGACCUGAUGGGACAGACGGUGGACUCGGGCGUCGUCCAGUCCAGCACCGGCGAGUACGUUGUCAUGACGACGCACUUCCACCUGAAAAGGAAGAUCGGCUACUUUGUCAUUCAGACGUAUCUGCCGUGCAUCAUGACCGUCAUCCUGUCACAGGUCUCCUUCUGGCUCAACAGAGAAUCCGUUCCUGCCAGAACUGUGUUUGGAGUGACCACUGUCCUGACCAUGACCACUCUGAGUAUCAGCGCUAGAAACUCUCUGCCCAAAGUGGCCUACGCCACCGCUAUGGACUGGUUCAUCGCCGUCUGCUACGCCUUUGUGUUCUCCGCCCUCAUCGAAUUCGCCACCGUCAACUAUUUCACAAAGAGGGGCUAUGCGUGGGACGGGAAGAGCGUCGUACCUGAAAAGCAAAAGAAGAAAAAGGAGUCUCUCCUGAAGAAGAACAACACCUACACAGCUGCCACGGCAACCGCUUUCGCCCCCAACAUCGCCAGAGAUCCAGGAUUAGCGACCAUCGCCAAAAGCGCACCUCCUCCACCAACCGAGCCGAAAGAAGAGCCGAAACCCAAACCGGCUGAGGCGAAGAAAACGUUCAACAGUGUGAGCAAAAUCGACCGGAUCGCCAGAAUAGCGUUUCCUCUGCUCUUUGGUACCUUUAACCUGGUCUACUGGGCGACUUAUCUAAAUAAAAAACCCAAAAUUCAAGAUGCGCUAACACCUCACUAAUCCUAAACCUUUCGUUUUCCUUCUUUCUUUCUCCUCUCUUUUCUUUAAACAUCUCUUUCAAAGUAGAACAAAGUAGUGGUCGAGUCGCUAGUCUCUACUUCGUCUCCUGUGUAAUAUAAGCUUCCUUGAUUAAAAAAAAAAGACAGAGAAGACAGAAAUCUACAAAAUGUGCUAAAUGCGUUGCCAUGACGAUUCCACCCUGAUGCUAAUAUUACGCAUCACUACCUGUGUAUAUACUGUAUAUAAGCAGUAUAUAACUCUACAAUCACACAUGCAGGACCUUUAUUAAUUUCUCAUCACGCCAUCAUGCAUGAGCUGCACAUUUUCCGUUUCCGUGACGACGGUCGACGCAACCUUCGAGUGUUCUUCCAUUCUCCGUAGUCGAUGUUUUCUAUUUGAAAUAGAUUUUUCGACAUUGCAAGAGCAAUAAAAUAAAACACAUCUCAGUGGACACACGUUCGCUUUAUUCAUGACUAUAAACACGGAAUCAGUUCUUACGUUAUUGACACGAAGCUUAAAAUUUAAUUUGAUUUUACUGUAAAUAUUCGAUAAAACGUUAGAGAUGUCAGUCAUCCGUUUGAGCUUUGCUUAACGUAGGAGAUACAACCACUUCGCAGCAGAGAAGAAGAAGAAAGCUGUUGUGUUUUAUGAAACGGCACUUUGAGGGUGUUCAUAUAUAUAUAUGAUAUAUAUAUAUAUAUAUAUAUCUUUUUUUAAAAAUUAUUUAUGCCCAUUACAUACCAACUAAUUAAGUUUUACCUUUGAGGAAAAUGUAAUAUGUACAGCAGUCGCAAAAUUGCUAAAUCUAGAAUGUAAAGCUAUAACCGUACGUCCACACUAGCAAGAGACAAAACUUUAGAUGAAGGUUUUUUCACACAACAUUGCACAACUCUUAAGACAGUGAAGGGGCGUGUCCUAAACUGUAAUGAUCGAGAGAGGAGUUCUUGUCAACAUUUAUGUUAGCAUGUACAGAGGGUGCCGAUAUUUAUGCAAAACGUGAAUACCGUUCCCCUGGCGGAGAAGCCGAUUCACCGAAGGGGAAAGGACGCGGGACGUGAAAGACAGUAGUGUUUACUGUUUUGUUUUGCACCAACGUUAGCUAGGUGAACUUGUGAUUUCCUGAGUCGUGGUCAUGUGAGCCAGUAGAAAUCAAGUGGGCGGGACUGUGGUUGCUUUGGAGGAGCCAAUAAUCAUUAAGCAGCAUCACACUGAACGUUACUGAAAUGAGGUAAACACAUACAGAUUGCCAGCUGCAAUGCCAGAUGUGAUGGGCUUCACGGCUUUGGAUCUAUUUUGUGACAUCAUAAAUUCAUGCAAAGCCCCGCCCUCGAAUCCAGUUAAUAUGUAAAUAUUGAGAAAGUCGGUUUUAAACAGGAAAAAAACUGAACAAUGAAGAAGAGUGAAAUAUUAACAGUCACAUUUCUGAUGUUAGGGAACAGGCCACGCCCACAGGUAACAAAAACAGCAGCUGUGACAUGUCUUUAUGAUACAAAUAAACAUUAUUAAGUGGAAAAUUUUGUCUUUUUGAAGAAGAAUACUAACAAUAAAACAAUCGUGACACGCCCCAAGUCAAAAGCAUUUGAUUCAAAACGACUUUCCAAGAGAUGUGAAAUAUUUACAAGCCAAAUUUUUUGAGUUCUGGGAGAAAAAAAUAUAUAGACCUGAAUAGGCCACGCCCACAAGGGACAAAAUUAGCAGUUGUGACAUUGUCACGAGCAAAAAAAAUCCUUCGAAGAGGAGUUAAAUAUCUAAGUUAGAUUUUUAAGUUAAAAAACUGAAUAGGCCACGCCCACAAGAAACAACCCUUGUCUCUUGCUAGUGUGAACACAACGUCAGGUUGUUUAGCGAAACGUUUUCGCGUGUAAUUGAUGUCGAGUAAAAUCGAUCUGCUUGAUGGGAUUUUUGCAGAAAUACAUCUAAUAUUUAAUGCGGAAUUAAUUCUUCUUUCAUUUCAGUGAUUCGUCGUAGAGCUGCAUGCUGAAAGCCCUCGUAUCGUAGAUCAUUCCGGAAAUCUCUUACUUUGCUGCUCGUUGCUCGUCGAAUGAAUGUGAAUGAACGGAACGCAAAGCGGUGUCUUUUCUUUGCUCCUGGAUUGACAAGGCACUCGCUAGGUGGCGCUCUAAUCUCAGUGUGUUGUGUAUUCGGUUGAAAACUUUUGAAAACUCAGAAAGCACCAGCUACACUGCCUUCUGCCUCGCACGCUGUUCCAGAACCGGCGUACUUCUGUUCCGCGUCGCUAGCUCCAGAACGCCAACCGCAUCGUGAUGUAUCAUAGUCGCCGAUCUGUUCGUUUAUUUAUUUAUUUUUAUUUUGGGAUUUUUUUCUUGUAGCAUGAUGUCAGAUAAUAAGCUCUCUUUGGUUUGGUGUUGUGCGAUUUCGAAAAAAAUCACGCUGAUGUAGCAAUAUGAGAAUAGUUAAAGGGCUUUUUCACGAUCGAACACUCGUCAUUCUGGACAUUUGCACGUUUCUCAAAUGGACAGGAACUUCACCUUCACUAUACACGGCGAUAUCGCGUCUAAUAAAUCCACCAUUUCUGGUUUCUGUUUGCGACAUUACAACACUUCGGAUGCACUCCUUCUUUCCUGAAAUCUUUUCAUUUUCCGUGCAUCGAAUCGGAGCGGGUCACGUGACUGGAGUUGAAAUGCACUCUGGGAUUUGUAGGAUAUGCAAGCAGACAGGAACUUCAUCAAUCAAACGCUGUAUAAAUAUGAAUAUAUACAUUAUACAGUAUAUAAACAUUUCCAUUAUGGAUGUUUAUCGAUAAUCAUACCUAAAUGACAUAGGUGUGUGGCCUGUACGGGAAAAGAAAUAAAUAAAUAUAAAUAUAUAUAUAUAUAUAUUAUACAGUAUAUUAUUCUAUACUAUAACUCACUGCAUAUAUAAAUACUCCAUGACUUGUUCUACAGAGAAUAAAUAUUGUUUGUACUGACUUAUUGUUAUGCAUUUUGCACAUUAGAGGCAUCAUUUACAUAUUUACAUAUUCACGUAGUGAGCUUUGUGCUAUGCAAGGAUAGCUUUGAAACAUGCUAAUUAGCUUUUUUUCCUCUUAAUAGAGCAAAAAUAUUGUACAGGAAAUAAAGAACUCUAUUACGCUCCUCCUUCAGCUGUGGAUAUUUUACUUUGCUGGUCAAUUAAAAAUAUAUAAAUAUAAAUACUACAUUACGUUUAGUACUUUGUUCUGUAAAGUUUCAGGGUUAGCUUAAAUGUGGACUGCACAUAUUUUUAUUUAUUUAUUUUAUUCUUUUUGGGACAUGGCAAUAAAAUCAAAAUCAAGGCUCAAAAUAAUAAGAAUGAGAAGUGUGAAAUUUUGAUUUAAAAACAGAAUAUUAAUGGAUGAUAAACACUUUUGUCUGUUAUUCCGCUACUCUUUAUAACGUGUCCUUGUUGACUUCCCCUGACUACUUUAAAGUAAUUUAUAAUAAAUUAACUGUCAAUCAUUUUCCAUCUUUUAACUGGAAAAAGUUUUUCAUCAACACACGAGUUGGAAUUUUGGAGUUUUUCUGACAAACCUGAUUUUCAAACCCACUCAAACCCGGAAGUGUAGCAGAUUUCAAAAUGGCCGCCGUUUGAGCUAAUAAAAUCAUAAGCGUAUCUGUAUUUUAUCUUUUAGUGUUUGAAGGAUUGUAGCUGAUGAAUUGGUCCGUGUUAAAGGCUAGACAGAGACGUGCUAAUGUUAGCAUAAACACAGCUAUAUGCUAAUGCUAGGUUAGAUUAGAUAACAAACCAGACUGCAUUUUUUUACAUCACAAAUCAAUUCACUUUGCAUGAAAGCUUUCAGGUAAAAAUUACAGAACAAUACAGCUAAUGAAUUUUUUAAUCCAUCUAACGUACGUAGCUACGGUGCCAUAACGGCUCGCUAACGAGCUCGUUAAUUAGUGAAAUAGGCAGCAUGAUAAUUAAGUACCAUAGCAACAUUUCCAUCAGCUGUUGUAAAAAUAAUAAUAAUAAGAAUAAUAAUAAAAACUUUAAAUUAAAAAUUAAAUUUAAAAAUUAAAAAUUAAAAAGUUGUUUACCAGGAAAUAAAAAGAAUCAACAUAAGAAAGUAGAAAAUAGGGGAAAUAAAAAAAAGUUAUGUAAAAUUUAAAAAUAAAUACUUCUAUAAAUAAUAAAAACAGAAAUCAUUAAAAUAAUUACAUAAUUAAGAUAAAAUAAUAACAAUAAUGAUAUGGGUAAAACAGGGAAUUGUAAUUUAAGAGAUAAAAACAUUAAUUUUUUUUAAAUGUGUAAAUUUUAAGUAUUCUCUACAAAUUAAAUUCAACAAUAAAUAUUCAUAACAAAUAAAAAAAUUAGAGAGAAGCUAAAGUUAAAAAUGUAAAGGUGGAGCGAUGAAUUUUUUAUCUAGUUUAAUUUAAAAUGCCGAUUUGAAAAGAUUGCAGCGAUGCAUUAUGGGUAAUGUGAGACAAUCAACAGGAAAUGGAAACAGGAAGUCAACAAAGGUGCAGUAAAGAAACAGGAUUAGAAAACGACCGCGGAUUAAAACUAGUUAAUCUGUUUAUCUUUAAUUCCAAACCUUACAAAUAUUUUAUAUUAAAUAAAUAUAAUAUAAAAUAUAAAUAAAAAAAGGUAACAGGUGUUACAUGUCAGCCCUCGCUAUAAAAUCUACCGAAUUUACUGAAAUAAAAUGAGAAAUACUUUUAGCCGAGCCUAUUUUAACUGUUUGUUUGUUUGUAUGUUUGUUUAUUUGUAUGUUUGUAUGUUUGUUUGUUUGUUGGAUUUUAUUUUUGUCCAUUUAUAAGCACAAGUGUUUCAUUCUCUGUUAGAAGUGAGUGUUUAAGUCGUGUGUAGCUAAACAAUUAUCUUAAACAGGGUAGAACCAUUUCAACAUGCUAAUGAGCGCACACACACACACACACACACACACACACACACACACACACACACACACACACACAUGAACACAGCUUUAACCUGCUCUGAUCCCUGGAUGUGUGUGUGUGUGUGUGUGUGUGUGUGAGGAGG